Umbelopsis ramanniana AG is the source of this 1411-nucleotide messenger RNA. RefSeq lists its product as uncharacterized. The record is from RefSeq and is a predicted model, not a curated record. NCBI's taxonomy places the organism in Eukaryota, Fungi, Mucoromycota, Umbelopsidomycetes, Umbelopsidales, Umbelopsidaceae. Gene Ontology annotation, molecular function: catalytic activity. The transcript is spliced from 3 exons. Bases 160 to 1197 code for a protein of 345 amino acids.
UCCUGGGUACAUUUUGACGUGUUUGUUUCAGGCAUGUUGUUCCAGCAGUGGAGACGACACAUUGCUAUUGUAGCCACUGCGGGGGAUAACGCAAAAGCAAGACACAGGUAGAUUAGCAGCUCCCGCCCAGGCUACUGAAAGAAUUGUCAGUCACGCAACAUGCAUUUGGCCUGGCUUGGCCCGAAGGGACGGACUAAACCUUUCUUACCUUUACUCUUCCUUACCCUUACUCUUCCUUACCGUUACUCUUCCUUACCGUUACUCUUCCUUUCAACGGUUGCAAUGAAAGUCGCAGUUGCUCAAGUCGGUACACCAGCUUCUUGGAAGCCAGAAGACGCCAUAACGAAGCUACGCGAGUAUGCCAAAGAUGCUGCAGAACAAGGAGUAGAGCAUAUCGUCUUUCCUGAAGCAUAUAUAGGAGGCUAUCCCAAAGGAUCCACCUUCGGCGCUUAUGUAGGUAACCGUACUCCUGAAGGCCGCAAGGAGUUUACCAGAUACUUUAAUGGUGCUAUCACAGUGCCAGGACGUUAUGUCGAUCAAUUGGCCGAGAUAUCCAGCAAGCAUGGUAUGUUCAUGGUCGUUGGUGUUAUCGAACGUGAAGAACACGGUGGUACGCUAUACUGUACUGCGGUGUUCAUUCAUCCCGACCGGGGGUACGUGGGAAAACAUAGAAAGCGAUUGAUUUGGGGAUGCGGUGACGGCUCCACUCUUCCCGUCAUUGAAACACAAACUGGAGUCCGUACGUCUGCGACCAUCUGUUGGGAAAAUUACAUGCCUUUGCUGCGAGCGCAUUACUACUCGAAAGGCGUCCAACUUUAUUGUGCGCCAACCGUGGAUGAUCGCGGUGUCUGGGCGUCGACUAUGACGCAUAUAGCUCUAGAAGGCAGGUGCUUUGUAUUAUCAGCAUGCCAAUUUACUCAGCAAUCGCAUUAUCCCGAGGACCAUCCGUUUAUUGAAAAAGACCCUCAAGCUAUUGUCAUUGCCGGAGGAAGUAUGAUUAUUGGACCCAUGGGCAACGUUUUGGCUGGCCCAUUGCGUGAAACGGAAGGCUUGUUGGUGGCGGAUAUUGAUCUGGAUGAUAUUUCGGGUGGAAAGUUUGAUAUGGACGUCAGUGGUCAUUACUCUAGAUCCGAUGUCUUUGGCCUGAUGGUGGAUGAACGUGAGCAGACAUUUCGCGCGGCCGGCCAUGGUGUAUGAAAACACAGUGUUCUUCCAUUGGAUCAAUAAAGCCGAUGAAGUGUCUCUUUGUCAUUGCACUUUGUCAUUGUAAAUUGCAUAUAUCCAAGAUCAAAAGAAAAGGGAUAGUUUUCAUCGCAGAGAUGACGCUACCACCAUUGAAAAACAUAUUUAUGCUCACUUCCGCAAUCACUCUAGAUAUGCCACACACUAGAUACCAAUGGAUGACGCUACC